This is a messenger RNA of Bombyx mori (domestic silkworm), 5773 nucleotides long. RefSeq names its product EGF domain-specific O-linked N-acetylglucosamine transferase (gene Eogt). The transcript has 8 exons. The coding region runs from base 174 to 1739 and encodes 521 amino acids. Gene Ontology annotation, cellular component: endoplasmic reticulum lumen. NCBI's taxonomy places the organism in Eukaryota, Metazoa, Arthropoda, Insecta, Lepidoptera, Bombycidae. The record is from RefSeq and is a predicted model, not a curated record. Gene Ontology annotation, molecular function: protein O-acetylglucosaminyltransferase activity.
GACACUGACAAACGACACUUGGUGCUAACAACAUUUCAAAAUUGUUGUAUCCACUUCACAUGUAAAUAAUCAACGGUCUUACAUAUUUUAUUGUGUGGUAAUUAUUCGCAAAUAAUAUUACUCUUAAUAUAUUGAUAAUCCAUUAAGAUUACUGGAUGUGAAAAGAAUUAAAUAUGACGAAACAGAUUGAAUUUUUAUGUUUUUUAUUAUUUCCCAUUCACACACUAUCAAUUAACUUUAAUGAAUUAAAUUUGCCUCCGCAACAUAUUCCAUUCGUUUUUAAUGCAUUUCCUGAAAUUGCUGAAACCUGCAAUUCGGAACAAAGCUGCCCUUUCAAGAGUUCGCUGGGUGCAAAAUCGUGUUGGGGUUAUGAACGAGACUGUGAUAAAAAAUCCUCGUAUCAUGUGCGCCCAGUGUGUCCUGGCGAUCACAGAGGUUGGGUUAAAACGAAAGAAGCCCAAUAUGAUACGUUUUACACACAAGCAGAUUUUGGUUAUGUUAAAGAACAAAUCGACGAUUUGAUGGUGAUGUGUGAAGCACUAUACCCUGAUGAUACAUCGCUUGAAUGCUCAAAAUAUCUUAGGUUCUGCAGGGGAAGAAAUAUAAUGCUGAAUUUUACUGGCCUUGUGGGUCGUGGUGAUAAUUUGAGAUAUAAAACUGAUAUUCUCAGUGCUGGACAAAUAGGUGGCUACUGUAAGUUCUAUUCAGAUAGACUUAUGAAGGAGGCAGAACAUAUGAGUGCAUUACAGUCAUGGGGUCCAGAAAUGGUGAAUUUCGUCAAAACUCCUAAAAAGCCAAUAGCAGAUGGAAUGUGUGACAUUGUCAUAGAUAAACCAACUUACAUCAUGAAACUUGAUGCUGCUGUUAAUAUGUAUCAUCAUUUUUGUGACUUUUUCAAUUUGUAUGCAUCGCUACACGUAAAUUCCACACAUCCAUCAACAUUUACUAGAAACAAUCAUAUUCUAGUUUGGGAAACAUUUACAUAUGAUUCUGCAUUCAAAGACGCUUUUAAGGCGUUCACUGAGAAUCCGAUUUGGGAUUUAAAGAGGUUUAGAGGAAAAGUUGUCUGUUUUAAAAAUGCAGUGUUCCCGCUUCUGCCAAGAAUGAUUUUUGGUCUCUACUACAACACACCUCUAAUAUACGGAUGCGAAAGAAGUGGAUUGUUUCAUGCCUUUUCUAAACACAUACUGCAUUCUUUGAAUAUAAAACUGCAUAUGCGUACCGAUGAUAGAGUAAGAGUUACUCUCCUAUCGAGAGGAACCACAUAUAGGUCAAUUCUAAAUGAGAAAGAAAUUGUAGAUGCUUUGCUCAAAGAAGAUGGUUAUUAUGUCCAACGCGUUGUCUAUGACAGGACAGUUUCAUUCACAAAGCAGCUAGAAAUAACUCACAAUACUGAUGUGUUCAUUGGAAUGCAUGGAGCCGGUCUGACACAUUUACUGUUCUUACCUGAUUGGGCAGCGGUAUUUGAAAUAUACAAUUGUGAAGAUCCUAACUGCUAUGCUGAUUUAAGUAGACUUCGAGGACUCAAAUACGUAACAUGGGAAGAUAAAUCAAAACUUGUCCAACAAGAUGAGGGUCAUAGUCCCGGUGGUGGUUCACAUGCAAAGUUCACCAAUUAUUCGUUUGACGUCAAAGAAUUCUUGAGGUUGGUCGCGAAGUGUGCCGAGUACGUGCGCAACAGACAAGACUUUCAGAACUUCGUUGAAGCGUCUCUUAUUAAAAUGCACGAAGAAUUAUAGAAGGAAUAAUAAGUAUUGAUGUUGUUUAACGACGAUGUAAAUAAGCGACCGGACACUAGUAAAAGUUAAAUCUAAAAGUGAUUAGAACGAUUUAAAAAAAAAACUGAAUUGUUCUCAUUUUUUUAAAACGGUAAGAUAAUUUAGUGAUUGUAUGAUAAAAUGACUCUAAGCUAAUAUUUUCUCCCGCUCUUGACCCGUAGUUUACACCGAUCACUAUAAAUGUUGCUAAUUAAUUAUAAACAGUACAAUAUUAUCUAUGGUUGCUCAUUGCGUCGCUUAUUUCAGCUCCGGCUGACCGUUAAACGGAUCUUGGCUUAGUUUAUUUAAAAAAAAACCGUCCAUUUUCCUAUUGUAUUAACUUAGCUGUGAUUUAUAAGAAUCUUAGUAUAUAAAAGUUUUCAGUCAUAUUGUGAUUUUAAAAUUUUUAAUAAGAAAUUUAUUGUAAAUUGUGUGUUAAUUUAAACAGUGUGUGAGCCACAAUCUCAGCAAAAAUCAAUGUUUAUUAGGUAAGCUAGUAUAGUGCUGUUUGUUUUGGGAACUCGUGACCUACAGGCAAGACAAAGACAGUUGAUAGACUUCUCCCUCGCGUCUAUCGAGGUCAUCGACCCCGCACGUCAACUGAUUUUAUUCGUGUUGCAAAAAAAGCAGGUAGCUGCUAGCACUUGCAAGGAGCGGCUCUUUUGUGUUUUUUUUUACACAAAUAUGUAUUAAUUUUAAAUGUAGUUCAUUUAUUUGAACAGGCAAAGAGAAUAAGAAACAAAUGUAAUUAAGUGUUUAUGUAUUUGUCUUUGUUUAUGUAUUUGUUUCUGUGACUGUUUUAAUGUAAUCAUUACAAGUUAUCCAAUGAUAUAGUCAAGAUUACAUAGAGCUCUUUCCCUAGUUUCUGCACAACUGCUUCGAGAUGAAAAUUGGACAUGCAACCGAUUAUCAAUAUAAAAAAAAUGUACCACAAAGUCCUUACCUACACCCAAUGAGUUAUUAACCCAAAUGCGAUGUUUCGCUUUAUUUCCUUUCUUCUUGAUGGCAUUUCGUUAAUGUUAUUAAAAAAAAAGUUAGGAAAAAAAUGCAUUUGAAUUUUUUAAAUUUUGGUAAGCAAAAGCAUAAAAUCCUACUUAUUGCAGUACAUUUCUUAAGUUUUAUAAAAAAAUGUUUGCGUAUAAAAAAAUGUCUGCCAUCUCACUAAGAGUUGGUUUCCUUAUCAGGGAGGAGGUAAGUUCAAUUAAUUAUGCUGGUAUUCAAAGAGACAGUCAUGUCAUUAAAACUUUAUAAAGGAAUUUCUGUAAUGCGUUUCGCUUUGAAGAGUGGGGCACCUGUUGUGUUGUAAAUACGAAGACCUUAGAAGUCAUGUCUAGGUGGGUGGCGACAUUUACAUUGUAGAUGUCUAUGGGCUCUGGUAACCACUUAACACCAGGUGGGCCGUGAGGUCCGUCUAUCUAAGCAGUAAAAAAUAUACGAUCCUAUUUUUGCGAAAUUGUUGAAUAAUUUGAAUGAUAGUUUGUGUGUGACAGUGAAACAUAAUAUAUAGUAAGCGGCAAGUAAGUUGGUACGGUUUUGGCGUAGUGGGGGUAAGGUCGCGCAUAGUGCACAUUGCAACAAAAAAAUGGUCACUUUUAUUGCCCGCAUAUAAUUUUAUGUAAUUAAAUAACGACUCUUGCCAAGUUACGUGCCGGGGACUAUACUCCGCUUAAGGUGAUAUCGUCGUCCCCAAUCUAUAGUGUUCAAUAGCCGAUUGAAGCUCAUUUUAAAAUUAUAAAUAUUCGACCUUUUUUUCUCUAAUGUCCAGAACUAAGUUUUUAUGCAAAAUUACUUUUAUUUAGGUUCCGCGAAAAGGUACAUUUUAAUUAACAACCUUUCAUUUUAUCGAAUGAAAUAUGAAUACAUAAUUGGUGAGAAACGUACACUCAUUGUAUCAUAUCGAUAAAUUUAAUGUUUAUUUGUUUAUUGAUGAACGAUCGUAUACAUGUUUCCCGAUGCAAUCUUGUUUAUUAUUUUCAUGAAGGCACCGCUAGUUUAAUUGUAACAGCAUUCUCGAACGUAAGUUCCGUAAUUACAGUUCGCGAUAUACAGAUUAAUUGUCGAUGCGAUCGGAUGCGGAUUGUAUCUGUUUAAAUUAUUGACGAUCGAAUGCCAAUCUCUUAAUCUCGACGGUCAUAACUAAUGUGUACAGAAACGUAACUUUAGUAGCUAUAAACAUUUUUUUUUUUCCGUAUCAAUUCUAGUAACCUCUAGGGGUUAUUCUAAAUUCCCCGAACUAGUAGGUGAGCUCACGGGGCUCAAACCGGGAGUGUUGCCAACACUGGUCCUUGCAAGAGCAGUGCUUCGCAGAAUCUACCACCGGAUCCGGAAACGCAACCCACUGAGAAGAUCCGGUGAGAAACUCUGUGGGCUUAAACAUACCUAAUUAUGGUUGAUAUGAAUUAAAUAAUAUCGAUGCUGCGCUGUAUUUAUUGCAAUAGAUCUAGUAUUUCAAACGAGAUGUGUAAAUGAAUCUAGGAUAAAACCGAAGAAUGUUAAUUAUGUUAAUUUGUAAAAUAUGGUGGUAGAGCGUCUUGUGAGACCCCACGAAUAGGUAACACCGACCUGUCUAUUUCUGCCGUGAAGCAGUAAUUCUUUUCAGUUUAAAGGGUGGGGCUACCGUUCAACUAUAUAACUAAGACUUUGAACUUAUCUCUCGCACGUCGUACUCUGCACGUUGUUGAUGUCUAUGGUCUAUGGGCUUAGAUAGCCAUUUAACACCAGAUGGCUUGUGAGCUCGGGCGUCCAUCUGAGCAAUAAAAAAAGGAAGAAUUAUGAUAAAGAAAAUUAAAAAUGAUAUGUGUAUGUAUAUAUACUGAGGAGUACAGUAUUGAAUCGUAAAACGAUCUUGUAAUACGAAAAUACAAUAUUUACAGAAGUAAAUUAAUGACGAAAGGCCGCGCCGGUCGGCCCUCGGGCUGCGGACCGAUAACUUUUUGGGACGACCAGAUUCCAUCUUGAAAAUAAAAAUCUUUAUAAGCGUUUUUAAUUAAAUAAGUUCGAGCAUUAUUUUAAAUGUUUCAUAAUCUUAUCUAUAUAAAAAUAGUAGUCUAAACUAUUAUUUAAAUUUGUUCACUAUUAUAUAUCAAGUUAAGCUAUACAUUCGUUUGAAAGGCCGUUGACAGUUGUUCAGCUUGGAAUCAAUGAUUGCUCUAAGCGUGGUUUGCGAAUUAGGCAGGAUGGUGGUACCGAGUUGAAGGGGGUUACAACUCGUUCUAUCAUCAUUACUCAAGACGAAAGUAAACAGUAUAAUAUACUACGGAUACGGUUAGUCGAGAAGUAGUAGUGAUAAUUCGUGUAGAUUAGGGAUGUAUGACGCAUCUGUUAUAUUUUUGUAUUGUUUAUACCACUUUGAGAUUCAUCAUAUUUAAAUUUCUCGGUUCAAGAUGUGCUUGCAACUUUGUUGAUGUGUAGGUACGUUCGUCAAGACAUAUCGAACUUUAUGUAACAAAAUAUUGAUUUUUAUAUUUUUUCGAUGACUACACUUAUGGACAAAUUUAGAGGAACGCAAUUUUGUUUUUAAAAGGUACAUGAAAUGUUUGUGACAAUCAAGUUUAUUGAUUUGGAUUUUUUUAUUAGUUCAUUUACAAAUGCAAAUAUAUUUAAUUUAAUAGAAUAUCAGUAAUAAUUGUUUGCGACGAGUACGAACGAAAAUUACAACAAUAGAGAUUAAACCUAAAUUUGUCCACGAGUGUAUACAGUGUAUAAAUAAGAAAAUACAUGGUCAAUCGUAAUCAAAAAAUCAAAAUUGAUAACAAUGAUAAUUUGAACAUACAAUUAAAAUUUGAGUAUAUUAUAAUGAAUAUGUAAAAAACUAGAAGGAACAGAUCUGUCUCAGCUCAUUAAAUAUUAAAAUUAAAUAAUGCAAUUUAGUCGUAUAGUUUAAACUCGGAACAUAAUCUAAUCAUUAUUCAAACAAAUAUUUGUAUUUAUAUUAUUUAAUUGACAAUUUCUAAUCAUUCCUGCAUUUUACUGUUUUAUUGUGAUUAUUAAAUGAAUAAAUUUGUAAUAAAGACCAA